AUGGCUCAACUCCUGAACAGCAUACUCAAUGUGAUCAAAGUAUUCCAGAUAUAUGCCAAAGAGAACUGUGCUUCACUAUCCAAGAAUGAAUUGAAGCAGCUGCUCUUAACUGAAUUUGGAGACAUUCUCCGGAGACCAAAUGACCCAAAGACUGUGGAAACCAUUAUGAACCUCUUAGAUCAAGACUUAAAUGGACAGGUGGAUUUUCAAGAAUACCUCUUGUUGGUGUUCCAGUUGGUCCAAGCCUGCCAUCGAAAGCUAGGUAAUAAAUCAUGUGGACAUGAAACCUCCCAGCAGGAAGAGGGGCAGGAAAUAACACAUGACACAGGCAGACAACACAGGCAGAAGCGUGAGGGAGAAAAGCAGAACUCCUACCACAGACAAAGUCAGGAUGCCCAACACAAUCAAUCUGAGAGAAAAGAUAGGGAGUCCCACUGUGGGCAAACUGAGAGACAGGGCCAGGAUUUUAGCUAUGAUCAAUUAGAGAAACAAGAUAGGGAUUUCCACCAUGACAGACAGAGUCAGGGUUCCCACUCUGGUCAGACAGACAGACAAGCUCAGGGUUCUCAUUAUGGUCAGACAGACAGACAAGUUCAGAGUUCUCACUACAGUCAGAGAGACAGCCAAGACCAGGGUUCUCAUUACAUUCAGACAGACAGAAAAAGCCAGGGUUACCACUCUGGUCAGACAGACAGACAAAGCCAGGGUUACCACUCUGGUCAGACAGACAGACAAGGUCAGGGUUCCCACUAUGGUCUGACAGACAGACAAGGUCAGGGUUCUCACUAUAGUCAGACAGACAGACAAGGUCAGGGUUCUCAUUAUGGUCAGACAGACAGACAAGUUCAGAGUUCUCACUACAGUCAGAGAGACAGCCAAGACCAGGGUUCUCAUUACAUUCAGACAGACAGAAAAAGCCAGGGUUACCACUCUGGUCAGACAGACAGACAAAGCCAGGGUUACCACUCUGGUCAGACAGACAGACAAGGUCAGGGUUCCCACUAUGGUCUGACAGACAGACAAGGUCAGGGUUCUCACUAUAGUCAGACAGACAGACAAGGUCAGGGUUCCCACUAUGGGCAGUCACAGACUAGGGAAACUGAAAUACAAGGACAAAAUAGAUAUUGCCAAGGGACUCAAGGAACAGGAAGAGACUCAGAUGUUGAGCAAUCAGGAAAGUUAGGGAGGCAUAGUCAACAGACUCCAGGACAGGAAAUGAAUCAAAACCAGAGACAGGAAUUCCAGUCCAGGGAGGAGCAAAAGAAUAGCUACCAGCCAUGGAAGCCUGAGGCAGAUAACCAACAUCACCAACACAAACUCUUAGUACAAAUCCAACAAGAAAGGGCAUUCUCUCAUGCAGGGCACUCAGGCAGUAGUGAGCAGAGCCACAGACAGGUCCAGAACAGGCAAAGCCAGGAUGAGGAACAGAGUCACAAAGCAGAGCAAAAACAUCAUCAAAGCUGGGAUAGACACAGCCAUGAGGAUCAGGAAGGUCCUUGUGAGGCACAGGACAGAAGAAGCCAAGAACAGGAAAAACACCAUCGAACAAGGGACAGACAAACCUCUGAAGAUGAACACAACAGUCAGAGACAAAAGAGACAAACUCAAAAAGAGGAUCAACACCAUCAACAGCAACAGGAUAAACAAAACCAUGAGAAGAAAGACAGAUAUCAGGGGUUCCAGGAUCAACAAUCCCAAGGAUCCCAGCAAGGUUAUACUAACAGAGAAAAAUUCCAUAUGAAUGAGGAUAACUACAGCCAAAGCUCCCAAGGAAGACAAUUCCAUUCAACCCACAGCAGUAGGAGACCCCAAAGAAGAGAACAGGUUCACCCUACCAAGACAGCUGAUGGUCUCAGCCCCUUCUAUGCCUAUGUACAAGAGCUGAAACGACAUCAAUACUAG
Molecule: messenger RNA, 1902 nt
Organism: Sciurus carolinensis (gray squirrel)
Lineage: Eukaryota; Metazoa; Chordata; Mammalia; Rodentia; Sciuridae
Gene: Rptn
Product: repetin
Exons: 3
Coding region: 1-1902 (633 amino acids)
Cellular component (GO): cornified envelope
Molecular function (GO): transition metal ion binding; calcium ion binding
Source: RefSeq, a predicted model, not a curated record